AGCUAUUGUCUGACAAUGAUUGACCGUUUUUCCCGCUGGCCGAAGGCAGUGCCGUUGAAGGAUAUGACUGCAAUUUACAACUUAAAGACGCGCGGGGGUAAUGUCCGUGUGUCCCGAGAACUUCCGGGUCAUGGUGGUUAUCUAUCAUGCUGCCGCUUCCUGGACGACAAUCAAAUCGUUACCAGCUCAGGUGAUAUGUCAUGUGGCCUUUGGGAUAUCGAGACUGGCUUGCAAGUUACUUCUUUCCUGGGCCACACAGGAGAUGUUAUGGCUCUUUCAUUAGCCCCGCAAUGUAAAACCUUCGUUUCUGGCGCAUGCGAUGCAUCUGCUAAGCUAUGGGAUAUUCGGGAGGGUGUUUGUAAACAAACAUUUCCAGGUCACGAAUCUGAUAUCAAUGCAGUAACCUUUUUCCCAAAUGGACAAGCGUUUGCAACAGGAUCGGAUGAUGCAACAUGUCGCCUAUUUGACAUACGCGCCGAUCAGGAACUUGCUAUGUACUCUCAUGAUAAUAUAAUUUGUGGCAUAACCUCUGUGGCGUUUUCAAAGAGCGGUCGCCUGUUAUUGGCGGGAUAUGACGACUUCAACUGCAAUGUGUGGGACACGAUGAAAGCUGAAAGGUCUGGUAUUCUUGCCGGCCACGAUAACCGUGUAUCAUGUUUGGGAGUCACUGAGAAUGGUAUGGCUGUGGCAACUGGAUCCUGGGAUUCCUUCUUGCGUGUAUGGAAUUAAGCGAGAUUUAAAAAUUCAUUAUUGGGUGGGGUGGGGUCAACGGUUGCGCAGUCAACGGUUAGUGGUACACCAUCUACAUUGUGAUUUGAUGUACAUGCUUUGGUGUAACCCCCCUGUGCUUAAUUUAUAAUGAGUGUCUGCAGGUUUUGAAAAGGUGGGAGCAGCGACGUUGACUAGAAUGUAGACCACAACAACAAAGAACUUUAUAUACAACAUUAUUUAUAUUGCUAUAUACUUAUUAACUUAAAUUAUACAACAAACCAAAACGCAACAUGCAAAUAGACAUACACACGCAUACAAGAAUAUUAUUAGUGUAAAUUCAAAUCAGGAUUUAAUGAAGGCCCCGCUGAUAGUCAAUCAGUAAGUUAUUUUGUCAGAAUUCAGGUUACAGUUACGAUUUAAAACGUACGUACAGAAAACUUACUUCAUGUCUUAUUUGUUGAGUGGACGAGUGCACGACCAGGAGUACAACACAAUGACGCAUUUGUCGUUUGCACAUUGAAACAGUAUCAUUGAAGGCAUGUAUGACUUCAAACAAAAUACAAUUUUUCACGUGUGAACCUAACUUCAGAAAGUAAAUCCUGAUGAAGCGAAGUCAAAUAAAGUUAAAGCAUUUACAAAAUAUAAAAAUCACAGCAAAAACUAAAGGUAUAUUAAAAUUAUUGCGUAAAAAACUUAAAAAAUCAAGUAAUGAAACAAGUAAACAAAACACUUUAUAAAAAAUUUUCUUAUUAUGUUUAAGUCCUUAAUUUAUAUACAAAAAAAUUAAUAAUGAUUUAAAUAACAUAAUUAUGUAUUAGUGAACAACUAUUUACAUAUAAUAUGAUGGCCAUAUAAGCUACAACAAUAAAUUGAAAAACCACUUUAAAUCCUACAAUACAUAAACGAUUCAUAAAUGUUUAACAAAAUCUUAUACAUACAUACAUAUGCAUACAUAGAAUAGCGGAAGUGAUGGGCGGAAAAGUAAAAUAAAACAUACAUUUUGCAAUAACAGCGCUUGAAAAUAUAGAUACUAUCAUACACAAA
Molecule: messenger RNA, 1755 nt
Organism: Drosophila miranda
Lineage: Eukaryota; Metazoa; Arthropoda; Insecta; Diptera; Drosophilidae
Product: guanine nucleotide-binding protein subunit beta-1-like
Exons: 1
Coding region: 16-729 (237 amino acids)
Biological process (GO): G protein-coupled receptor signaling pathway
Cellular component (GO): heterotrimeric G-protein complex; cytoplasm
Molecular function (GO): protein binding; signaling receptor complex adaptor activity
Source: RefSeq, a predicted model, not a curated record